AAUGGACUCGCAACAGAAAAGCCGAUCAGCUGAUCAUUGAUCAUGUCACGGCUGGGGCAGCAGUCAUGUGGUGUAUUGAGAAAAAGGAUCCAAAGUGCAGAUACUGGCUGGGGUGCGAGUGAGUGUUUAUUUACAGAAGUGACAAAGUGGCAAAAACAGGAAGAGCAGAGCAGGGAGUAAACAAACCUAAACUGGGGAAAACUAAAGAACUAACCUGAAACCAAAGACACACGGGAGAAGGAGCAAAGUGCACGGAGAGUGUUGGCAGAGAGACGUGGAAUGAAUACCAGUUAACACAGAGGAAAGACACAGUUUGCAAAGACCACAGAGGGCAUCAUGAUGUCACACGGCUGUUAUCUCUGCCUGUUGCUUUUAAGUGUAAUCCUGAUCGAGCCAUCAGAAGCAAACUGUCAGAACUACUUCAAAAAAGAAGACUGGAAGAAAACUACAAUAGACAAGCUCCCGGAGAAUAUUACUGUCAAAAUAAUGAACAAGUCUGAGGACACCAUUGUAUGUAGUUUAAUGAAACCCGAAGACUGUGACAACAAAACAGAAGAAACCUGUUUUCUACGGGACUGUUUUAAGGACUAUAAACCGACAUGUGACGAGACAGAUGGAAACAUCAGUGUCCCUUUCUACCACUUCAUGUGCUUGACAGAUAUAGCCAAGCAUCUACAUGAUGAAAAAAAACAAGAACCACAAAACCUCACUGCAGAAGAAGUCUGUAAAGUGUACGAAAAAGUGUGUAAGCGAGAUUCUCCCAACCCAGCAGCAAAAGCGACAACACCAACAGCCUCUACUACUACAACAACAACCACAGCUACAACAAAAAAAACAACAUCAACACCUUCUACAACAACAACAACAACAACAACCACAACAACAACAACAACAACCACAGAAGCAACAACAAAUAAGACAACACCAAAAGCCUCUACUACUACAACACCAACCACAGCAACAACAACAAAAACAACAUCGACACCUUCUACUACAACAACAACAACAACAACAACAACAACAACAACAACAACCACAGAAGCAACAACAAAUAAGACAACACCACAAGCCUCUACUACUACAACGCCAACCACAGCAACAACAAAAGAAACAACAUCGACACCUUCUACAACAACAACAACAACAACAACAACAACAACAACAACAACCACAGAAGCAACAACAAAUAAGACAACACCAAAAGCCUCUACUACUACAACGCCAACCACAGCAACAACAAAAGAAACAACAUCGACACCUUCUACAACAACAACAACAACAACAACAACAACCACAGAAGCAACAACAAAUAAGACAACACCAAAAGCCUCUACUACUACAACGCCAACCACAGCAACAACAAAAGAAACAACAUCGACACCUUCUACAACAACAACAACAACAACAACAACCACAGAAGCAACAACAAAUAAGACAACACCAAAAGCCGCUACUACUACUACAACCCCAACCACAGCAACAACAAAAGAAACAACAUCGACACCAACAACUCCAUCAUCCCUACUGAAUUUACAACAGAAGUAUGAAACAUUGCAGGGCGAAAGUGCUGAAAAAGAGAAAACCAUACAUAUUAUAAUAGGUGUCCUUAUCUUCACCAACUUCCUUUGGGCGGUGGGUGUUUACAUGUACACGCGGAGGCUUCAAAGGAGUAACGAGAUUCCAAACUUGACAGAAGAAGAGGCGAUGACAGUGCUAAACACAUUUCCCACAGACGUUGAAGAGGGUUCCAAUUUAUUAACGACGCCCGAGAGUUCCAUCAUCAUAAAUUCACCUGAAAACACCAUAAUUUAAAGCCCUUGCCCAAAUAGAACACACCAUUUGAAGUUCUGAACUGCUAAGAAUCUGGAUAAAUCUGGAUACGAGGAUCUGCCUGACACAGCUUCGUAACAGUCCAGGUGACGUAAAGGUGGUCUGUGAAGGCCUCUGCGCCCAAAGGUGGAUAAGCUUCCAAUGUGAAGAAGAGUGAGACCAAACAAGUUGCAGCAUGCCUGUUCAUGUAACUGCUCUGCAGUCGCACAUCAAGAUGGUUUUCUGUCCACCUCAUGCUAAAAGUUUUACUGCUGUGCUGGUUAUAAGUGACCAAGGUCUUGCCAGAAGAAGUGCACUGCAGAAAGUCCAUUUAACACGAGCAAUAAUGAGUUGGUUUUUGGUCAUAUUUAGAAUAAUUUUAAACACAAAGACCCAGAUUAUGCAUGUAGUGAACAUAUAUAUAUAUGUGUGUCUGUGUGUGUGUGUUAAAGUGUCCAACUGUGCAAAAAAGAAAAAAAGUUACGUUUUUAUGGCUAAUGGACUAAUUGCCUAUGUUCAUGUGUGCAUAUUUGGGAAAAGGUUUGGUGGCUUUUUUUCUUUUCCUUGUAUGUAUUAAGUAUGUGAUAAAGCUUCAGCUGAAAAGCUAAAGGUGCCUUAAAAAGUUUGAAUAUUAUAAUUUGUUUUAUUGCACAAUGCACAUUAAGCUAAGCCACCAUAAGAAAAUUGAACUUUUACCUUUUUCCAAAUUAAAGCAAGCUGUGCGAGCUUUACCUCUAAAAUGUGAUCUUGUCAGUUGUUCUAGAUACAGUCUUCACACAUGCAUUUGUGUUUGUGUUUCAUGGAAGUAGAAAUAGAAAAUUCCCUACCACAAUGCUUUUAUUAUUUUCAUAAA
Messenger RNA from Oreochromis niloticus (Nile tilapia), 2662 nucleotides. Its product is annotated as integumentary mucin C.1. Bases 337 to 1812 code for a protein of 491 amino acids. The transcript has 15 exons. The record is from RefSeq and is a predicted model, not a curated record. Lineage: Eukaryota; Metazoa; Chordata; Actinopteri; Cichliformes; Cichlidae.